Podospora pseudocomata is the source of this 1707-nucleotide messenger RNA. RefSeq names its product BAR adaptor protein Hob1 (gene hob1). Gene Ontology annotation, biological process: endocytosis; actin cortical patch localization; plasma membrane tubulation. Bases 313 to 1707 code for a protein of 464 amino acids. NCBI's taxonomy places the organism in Eukaryota, Fungi, Ascomycota, Sordariomycetes, Sordariales, Podosporaceae. The record is from RefSeq and is a predicted model, not a curated record. Gene Ontology annotation, cellular component: medial cortex; mating projection tip; Rvs161p-Rvs167p complex. The transcript is spliced from 3 exons. Gene Ontology annotation, molecular function: lipid binding; protein binding.
GGCAUCCUUGGCUUGGCGAGAGGCCUGAAAUCGGGUUUCGGUGCCGUUGCAGCGCCCACUUGGCCCGUCUUUCAUUGGAUUUCAUCUGCCAAGGAGCUGGAGUGACGCCCGCUAAGCCCCCGGGCCAUCGUCAUCAUCCGUCUCCCGAGAGCCAUCAUCAACUACAACCAACCUUUGUCGACACAGCCGCCAAGCUUACUCUUCCCAUUCUCAACUCUCACAACGCCGGCGACGCUCCGUAUUGCUUCUAGCAGCACUCUUAGCCCCGAUCAGACCUUAUCGAACGAGACAACAAUUCAGCAGUGACUAAGAAUGAGUUUCAGGGGUUUCCAGAAGGGCCUUAUUCGAGCCCCUCAGCAAUUCAAGGCAAAGUUCAAUGUCGGCGAGAACACCAAAGACCCCGUCUACAUCGAUGCCGAACGACGAUUCCAGGAACUUGAGGCCGAGACCAAGAACCUCCACGAUGAAAGCAAAAAGUACUUCGAGGCCAUCAACGGCAUGCUCAACCACCAGAUCGAGUUUUCAAAAGCAAUGACCGAGAUCUACAAGCCCAUUAGUGGCCGCAUGUCGGAUCCUGACUCGUUGAUUGCGCAAGAGAACUUGGACGGCAUCCGGGCGUGCGAGGAGUAUGAGGCCGUUGUACGGGACUUGCAGGAGACUCUGGCCCCCGAGCUGGAGAUGAUUGACACGCGGGUUGUCAGACCGGCGCAGGAACUCAUGGAUGUGAUCAAGGCCAUUCGAAAAACAGCAACCAAGCGCGAGCACAAGAAGUUGGACUACGACCGACACCGCACCACCCUCAAGAAGCUCCAGGAAAAGAAGGAAAGGUCGGCCAAGGACGAGAAGGCCAUGUGGAAGGCUGAGAAUGACGUCGAGCAGUCGACACAGGAAUUUAACUACUUCAACGAUCUGCUCAAAGACGAGCUCCCCAAGCUCUUUGCGCUCGAGCGCGACUUCAUCCAGCCUCUGUUCCAGUCUUUCUACUACAUGCAGCUUAACAUCUUUUACACUCUCCACGAACGCAUGCAGCGUGUCGACAUAGGAUACUUCGACCUGACACUGGACGUCGAGGAGGCUUUCCUUGCGAAACGCGGCGACGUCCAAGAGCGAGCUGAGGCACUCUCUAUUGUCAAGUUCAAGACGACUGGUCAAAGGCGGCCACCCAAGUAUGGGCCUCCGCGACCAGCCAUCGCGGCAAAGCCAGCAGCAGCGGGUUUGCUCACAGCAGGACCAUCAGCUUCAGCCUCGACAUCUGCGCCCUCGCCUUCGCCCUUCCCUUAUGCGGCGACAAAUGGUGAAGCCUCCGCAACCAAAGCGCCUGCAGUAUCCUCUCUACGGCCAACAUGGCGAUCUCAGGAAAAUGACGGUGGCGAACAACCACCCCCUCCAUAUUCUUCUGCUCCCGUCUCUCCUGCCAUGAUUUCGCCAGCGCAAAAAAGCCCAAUGUCGCUGGCCGCCGCAGCCAAGUCGAAGCCCCCACCACCCAAGCCCAAGCCAAAGAAUCUUGCCGGCGCCUCGGUGGCCAAGGUGGAAACGGUAACGGCACUCUACGAUUAUUCGGCGCAGGCUGAGGGCGAUCUCAGUUUCCGGGCGGGCGACGUGAUUGAGAUUGUAUCAAGAACCAAUAAUGAGAAUGAAUGGUGGACCGGCAAGGUUCAUGGGAAGCAAGGGCAAUUUCCUGGCAACUACGUCCAGCUGAAUCCAUAG